Molecule: messenger RNA, 880 nt
Organism: Panicum hallii
Lineage: Eukaryota; Viridiplantae; Streptophyta; Magnoliopsida; Poales; Poaceae
Product: pathogenesis-related protein 1-like
Exons: 2
Coding region: 113-595 (160 amino acids)
Biological process (GO): abscisic acid-activated signaling pathway; defense response
Cellular component (GO): nucleus; cytoplasm
Molecular function (GO): protein phosphatase inhibitor activity; abscisic acid binding; signaling receptor activity
Source: RefSeq, a predicted model, not a curated record
ACCUCUGCCACUUCACUCCCACGGCACAGUAGAGGCAUACAGCGGAGCCCAACCAGUAGCUGCGUCUACCAUUUGCAAGAGCUAGCGCUGCCAAGCUAGAGUUUUCACGGCAAUGGCGUCCACCAACAGCUGGACCCUAGAGAUCUCGUCGCCGGUCGCCGCGCCGCGCCUGUUCCGCGCCGCCGUGAUGGACUGGCACACCUUAGCCCCAAAGCUCGCCUCCCACGUUGUCGCCAGCGCCCACAUCGUCCAGGGCGAUGCCCACGUCGGCAGCGUCAGGCAGUUCAACUUCACCUCAGCCAUGCCGUUCGGAUUCAUGGAGGAGAGGCUCGAGUUCCUGGACGCGGACAAGUUCGAGUGCAAGUCGACGCUCGUCGAGGGCGGCGGCAUCGGCGUGGCCAUCGAGACGGCGACGUCGCACAUCAAGGUGGAGCCCACGGCCGACGGCGGGAGCCUGGUGAAGGUGGACUCGACCUACAAGCUGCUGCCGGGCGUGGAGGUGAAGGACGAGAUCGCCAAGGCCAAGGAGUCGGUCACCGCCAUCUUCAAGGCCGCCGAGGCGUACCUCGUCGCCAACCCGGACGCCUACAGCUAAACCGCUCCAAUGGGAUCAGAUUUCUGAUGUCCAAAAUAUGCAUAAAAAAUAAAAAAAUACAUGCGUAUUUGUGUGUUUUUUAUUUUUCAAAUAAAAGCUGGAGCUGCUCUAAAGCCGCAGUUUAUCAUGCGGGGAUGAGAGAGCACGGAGGACUGCGCUAGACUUGAGGGGUUGAGACUUGAGAGUGUGUUUUUGCUGUUAUAGAAUGAUUUGGUUUAAUUCUGUCCCUGUUUGAUUGUGUAUUACCGUACUGUCCCAUAGUUUUGCAUGGGGAUAAAGUCAUAA